AUGGUAGACAGGAAGAGAAACUCUUCAGUGAUAUCAGAUAAUGAAGAGAAUGGGCGUGUAGAUAAAAAAACAAAGAUAAAGGAUGAGAUAGAAGGUGAUGAAGUGGAGAGGGACGUGAAGAACGAAGAGGCUAAUGGAGCUGAUACAGACGACAAGGAAGAAGUUAGAAAGGACAACGAAGAAGAAAAUGCGGAAAAUGGAGGUGGCGAGGGCGAUGAUGAUGACGACGACGAUGAUGAAGCAGAAGAAGAAAAGAAAAGAACGACGACGUUCAACUUUGAUGGGGUUACAUAUUCGUUUAAAGAGCGGCCGUCUGUGCUUGAAGAAAAGGAAGGUAAGAUCGAGUUUCGGGUGGUGAAUAAUGAUAACACGAAGGAGAGUUUAAUGGUGUUGACGGGAUUGAAGAAUAUCUUUCAAAAGCAGUUACCCAAGAUGCCGCGAGAAUAUAUAUCGCGGUUGGUGUAUGACAGAUCGCACUUAUCUAUGGCAGUGGUUCGUAAGCCGCUAACAGUUGUUGGGGGCAUAACCUAUCGUCCUUUUGAUAAUAGGGAGUUUGCAGAAAUUGUUUUCUGUGCGAUUUCUUCGACUGAACAGGUUCGAGGUUACGGUGCACAUUUGAUGAAUCAUUUGAAGGACUACUGCCGGGCCACUUCAAAUGUGAAAUAUUUCCUUACAUAUGCAGAUAAUUAUGCCAUUGGAUAUUUCAAGAAACAGGGCUUCAAUAAAGAAAUCACACUAGAUAAAUCUGUCUGGAUGGGUUAUAUCAAGGAUUAUGAAGGAGGUACACUCAUGCAGUGUUCAAUGUUACCGCCAAUUUUGAGGUAUUUGGACCUGGCAAAGAUUCUAUUAUUGCAAAAAGCCGCGAUAGAGAAAAAGAUAAAGCUCAGAUCAAAGGCCCACGUAGUAAGGCCGGGAUUGCAGGUUUUCAAAACAAAUAAGGAUGCAAAGCUCAACCCAGCGAAGGAUAUUCCUGGGUUAGCAGAGAGUGGGUGGCUGGAGGAAAUGGACAAAUUGGCGCAGAAGCCGAAGCGUGGCCCUCAUUAUAACUUUAUGGUGACGCUAUUGUCAGAGUUGACUAACCAUCCAUCUGCAUGGCCAUUUUCGACUCCAGUAAACAAAGAAGAAGUUGGUGAUUACUACGAUGUCAUCAAAGAACCAAUGGAUUUAUCAACUAUGGAACUGAAAUUAGAAAAUGAUAAGUAUGAUUCAUUUGACCAAUUCUUAUAUGAUGCCAGGUUGAUUUUCAACAACUGUCGCUCUUAUAAUGCUGAUUCUACGACUUACUUCAAAAACGCUACCAAAUUAGAAAAAUUCAUGAACAACAAAAUCAAAGACAGUGCUGAGUACUCACACUUCCUUGAUCAGUAA
Debaryomyces hansenii CBS767 is the source of this 1368-nucleotide messenger RNA. It is a transcript of the gene GCN5, whose product is annotated as histone acetyltransferase. Gene Ontology annotation, cellular component: histone acetyltransferase complex. The transcript has a single exon. Gene Ontology annotation, biological process: positive regulation of transcription by RNA polymerase II; chromatin remodeling. The record is from RefSeq and is a predicted model, not a curated record. Lineage: Eukaryota; Fungi; Ascomycota; Pichiomycetes; Serinales; Debaryomycetaceae. Bases 1 to 1368 code for a protein of 455 amino acids. Gene Ontology annotation, molecular function: protein binding; histone H3 acetyltransferase activity.